Messenger RNA from Rattus rattus (black rat), 3871 nucleotides. RefSeq names its product sperm associated antigen 5 (gene Spag5). The record is from RefSeq and is a predicted model, not a curated record. Gene Ontology annotation, biological process: cell division; regulation of attachment of spindle microtubules to kinetochore. The transcript has 24 exons. The coding region runs from base 71 to 3631 and encodes 1186 amino acids. Lineage: Eukaryota; Metazoa; Chordata; Mammalia; Rodentia; Muridae.
UUGGGUUCAAAUAGAGGCGGCGGGUGAAUGUGGCGUUUUCGACUUGGUCAGAUAAGUGGUCUAAUUUAAGAUGUGGAGAGUGAAAACACUGAAUCUCGGCUUGUCGCCUUCGCCCCAAUCGGGGAAACCAGCUAUGAGAACUCCUCUCCGAGAGCUUAAACUACAGCCCGAGGCCCUCGCCGAUUCAGGGAAAGGUCCUAUGUUCUCCUCGCUGACCCCAUACCUGCGCAGGCUGGAUCUGAAGGAAAGGUGCAACAGCUCAUCUCCAGUGGAUUUUGUUAAUGCAGAGAACUCAUCUCCAGUGGAUUUUGUCAAUACUGAGAACACAUCUCCAGUGGAUUUUGACAAUACUGAGAACAACUUCCUUUCAGAACAGUUCAGCCAUCCUUCAGGGUACAUAGAAGCUUGUCAGCGUGAAUCAGAUCUAACUCCUGAAAGCAGCUCUCCUUUCAACACACUGGAGAAGGCAGUGGAAGCAAUGGAUGACUUUGUGGCAGAACCAAUAGAUGACGGUAUAGUUAAGACCAUGGUUCUUUUACCCUUUUCCUUAGGGCAGCAGCAAGAUCUGAUGCUCCAGGCUCAGUUAGAUACCACAGCAGAGAGAAAUAAAAGCUCUCUAAAAGAACCUUUGGGGCUAGAAGACCUGGUGGAAAAGGAGGAGGCACCUUGUGUGGAAGACAGCUUACCAGAAACUGUUGCUAUCAGGCCUGAGCAACCCACCUCUCAGGACCCUCCAUUAAGAGACAGUAACACUGAAGCUGCACCUGCGGGCUUAGUUCCUUCUGAAAAUGUCUUGGAUUUCACUGUGACUUGUCUCUCUCCCUCAACUGUCUUGACCAAAGAUUUCUCUGUCGAUCAUGUCGAUCGUGGGGAGGAAACUGCAGAGAACAGAGUUAUACAGGAAGUGGGAAAGAGCUUUCUCGCACUCCCUGAGGAGGCUGGAUUGGGAGAUCAGGCACUUGCUGCAAAUGCAGAAGAUGUCUCAUCCUUAUACCUGUCAUCAAGUCUAGUAGAACUGGGACCCCAGGAGGCUCCAGGCCCAACAGCAGAAGAUGCCAGUAGGAUUCCUGACUUGGAGUCAGAGAUUUGGAUGUCCCCAUUGGCCUGGCUAGAAAAAGGUGUGAACACGUCAGUCAUGCUACAAAGUCUCCGCCAGAGUUUACCCUUUUCAUCUGUGCUUCAGGAUGCUGCCGUUGGCAAUACACCCCUCUCCACUUGUUCUGUGGGAACUUCCUUUACUCCUCCAGCGCCACUGGAAGUAGGCACCAAGGACAGUACUUCAGAGACAGAGCGCCUCCUCUUGGGCUGCCGCCCUCCAGAUCUGGCAGCCUUGUCCCGACAUGACUUGGAAGAGAACCUGUUGAACGCCCUUGUCUUGCUGGAAGUUCUUUCUCACCAGCUGCAAACCUGGAAGAGUCAGCUGACUGUCCCGGACCGGCAAGCUCAAGACAGCAGCACACAGACCGACAGCUCUGCAGCUGGGGUCACUAAGACACCUAAACAUCUUCAGGACAGCAAGGAGAUUCGACAGGCUCUACUGCAAGCCAGGAAUGUCAUGCAUUCAUGGGGGCUAAUCUCUAGAGACCUGAUGUCCUUGCUUCACCUGUCCCUGACACAUGUGCAAGAUGACAGAGUGACAGUGAGUCAGGAGUCUCAGCGUGCAGAGACCCUGGUUUCCUCCUGUUCUCGUGUACUGAGGAAAUUGAGGGCAAAGCUCCAGAGCCUCAAAACAGAAUGGGAGGAGGCACGGCACAGGGAGGAAAUGGCCCUUAAAGGCAAGGAUGCGGCAGAAGCAGUACUGGAGGCUUUCCGUGCACACGCUAGCCAGCGCAUCAGCCAACUGGAACAGGGUAUCACAUCUGUGCAGGAAUUCAGAGGCCUGCUACAGGAGGCACAGACCCAACUGAUAGGGCUUCACACAGAGCAAGAAGAGCUGGCUCAGCACACAGUGAGUCUGACUUCUGCCUUGCAGCAGGACUUGACAUCAGUCCAACAGAAUUAUGGGACAUGGGCAGCUUUGCUGAGUCGGUCUCGAGAACUCACCAAGAAACUCACAGCCAAGAGCCGGCAAGCCCUUCAGGAACGUGAUGCUGCAAUUGAGGAAAAGGAGCAGGUUGUGAAGGAAGUGGAACAAGUCUCUGCCCAUUUAGAGGACUGUAAAGGCCAAAUAGAACAACUGAAGUUGGAAAAUAGUCGCCUUACUGCAGAUCUCUCAGCUCAGCUGCAGACUCUGGCUAGCACAGAGAGCGAACUAAAGGAACUACAGAGUCAGCAUUCCCAUUGUGUCCAAGACUUGGCCAUGAAGGAUGAACUGCUGUGUCAACUUACCCAGAGCAACAAGGAACAGGCUGCUCAGUGGCAAAAGGAAGAAACGGAACUGAAACACAGACAAGCAGAACUGCUGCAGCAGAAGGCUGUGUUGGCUAAGGAGGUACAGGACCUGAGGGAGACCAUGGAGUUUGUAGACGAAGAGAGUCAAGUUGCUCACCUGGAGCUGGGCCAGAUCGAGAGUCAGUUGAAAGCCACACUAGAAGUUCUGCGGGAGCGCAGCCUGCAGUGUGAGACCCUCAAGGACACCGUGGAGAGCCUGAGGGCAGAGCUGGCCAGUACCGAAGCAAAGCAUGAGCAACAAGCGCUGGAGAAGACGCACCAGCAUUCUAAAGAGCUGUGUCUAUUGGCGGAGCAGCUACAGAGUCUCACCCUCUUCUUAGAGGCUAAACUAGAGGAGAACAAGGCAGAAUCAGACAUCAUUCUGCCCAGCACAGGCUGUGCUCCAGCCCAGGAACACCCUCCUUCCAGUGAUAGCAGCGUCUCAGAACAGAUCCCGACAGCAGUGGUAGAUGAAGUGCCAGAACCAGCUCCUGUGCCAUUGCUUGGAAGUGUUAAGAGUGCUUUCACCCGCGUAGCCUCAACGGCUCCCUUUCGGCCUACAGAGACCCCAGCCCUGGAGAAGAGCCUGGCAGAAAUGAGUGCUGUGUUACAGGAGCUUCAGCGCCUCUGUGCCCUGCUGCAAGAGUCUAAAGAGGAAGCCGUUGGCGUCCUGCAGAGGGAAAUCUGUGAACUGCACACAAGACUACAGGCCCAAGAAGAAGAGCAUCAGGAAGCCCAAAAGGCAAAGGAAGCAGACAUAGAGAAGUUGAACCAGGCCUUGUGCUUGCGCCACAAGAAUGAGAAGGAACUCCUGGAAGUGAUACAGAAGCAGAACGAAAAGAUCCUGGGGCAGAUAGAUACGAGUGGCCAGCUCAUAAACCUCAGGGAGGAGGUGACCCAGCUUACACGUUUACUUCGGCGGGCAGAGACAGAGACUAAAGUGCUCCAGGAAGCCCUGGAAGGCCAGGUAGAUCCCAGCUGUCAGCUGAUGGCUACUAACUGGAUCCAGGAAAAAGUGUUUCUCUCGCAGGAGGUGAACAAACUGAGGGCUAUGUUCCUGGAGGUGAAAAAUGAGAAGAAACAGCUGAUGGACAAGUAUCUGAGCCACAGGCACAUCCUGGAGGAGAAUCUUCGGCGCUCUGACACAGAGUUAAAGAAACUUGAUGACACAAUUCAGCAUAUCUAUGAGACUCUGUUGUCUAUCCCAGAGGUAGUGAAGAGUUGCAAGGAGCUACAAGGAUUGCUAGAAUUUCUGAGCUAAGAAAGAAGAUACUGGAAGGCAGUGGUGUGUACCUGUAGUCCCAGCUGCUACAGAGGCGGAAGCUGAGGACCGCCUAAUCCCAGGAGGUUGGGACUAACCUAACAUGGACAACACAGCAAAAAACCUGGAAGAUACUUCCACUCCACUCUGGUUUCCUCAGGAUCCCUUAUCCCAAUAAUAAACCAACUGGCAUGGAGCCGACUAUGUUUUAUGCUAUUUAAAUAAAGUGUAUUUAAUGUA